GUGAGGAGCUUGCUGAAAUGUAAAACUUGUUGCUGGUUCUCGCGGUCGGUGCGCGCACUGCUGAGCUUCUCGCGCAUCGGUGUCUGAUCUAUCGCUGACUUAUCUCUAGCUGGAGGAAAGCUCAAAACUGGUGCUAUUAGAAGAGGCCUCCAUGAAUGUGUAAGUGUUGCAUGUGAUUGAAAUUGCAGUCAGAGUUCGAUCGCUCGGACAAUGAGCAGGACCGAUGGGACCGUGUUACCCAGCAGCUCAGUGGCGCGCUUCGGGUAGCGCGCACAAAGACGCACGCUCCGGGUUUAGCCCUCACACACUUUCUUCUGUUCUGCGUGAUCGCUUGUUAAGCUCAGCCCAAGGGAACUGCUUCUUUUCAAUGUAUGCGAUUUGAAAACUCUUACCGAUUUCUAAAGGAAAGUGGAUUCCAAACAAGACGCUGUUCUGGAUUCAUAUGGACCUGGAUGCUAUUUUAUGGUACUCUGGAUGGUGUAAUGAUGUGCACUCAAAAGGGAUUUUUAAACAGAAACGCAUGUUUACCUCACUCUGGGCAUUUGACAGGACAUUGGAAUUACAAUCUGUGGAGAAUGAUGUGACGGAACAUGUUUUAUAUCUAUAUAUAUUUUUUUUCUAUGUGUUGUAGCUGUUGUCUGAUCGCCAGGUGAGGGUAAUUUAGAGGUAAGGGGAUUGUUUUAUAACAGUUCUCUUUUGCAGUGGUGUACAUCAAAUUUACCAAAAAAAAAAAAAAAAAAAAAAAAAUUACAGAUUAGAAUCAGAUUUUGGACUAGACCGUGAACUUUAUAGUUUUUAUAGAGCCUUUUGUCUUGCAAUUCCACAAUAAUUUACAAUAUAACAUGCUUUUUCAGUAAUUAAUUAUUCAUUACUGUGGUUUUCAAGUAAAAUAAUCUUUUAUUUAAAAAACAAUUAAGCAUUUCACAUCUUAUUGUUGAUAUCAAUAGAGUUUGCCAAAGAAAAAUAAAGGAGACUUUAGACACGGCAGUGGAGCCAGGCGAGCUGGCUGUCAUGCAGGAUUGAUUGUGGAAGCAUGUUUGGGCUGGAACAGUUUAGUCCACAAAUUAAUAACAGAAAUUUUGGCCUCACUGAGAAAAAUUUUAACCGGCCAAAAGUGAGCAUGAACUCCCAUUACAAGAGCCCAGGUUUUCAUGCUGGAGGCCCACAAGGGACAGUCGAGACUGGCAUGGGCCCACUAAAUGAGCCUCCAGUGAUUGAGAUGAACAUUAACAUGAACAGAGAUGAACAGUAUGGUGGAUUUCAGAGAGGAAAUUCUGAAUUGCAUGCAGGGAAUCUCCAACAACAACAGGCCUCAGUGCAUGGAUUUUUUAACCCUCAACAACCUCACAGUCAUCCUCAAUGCCCUCAAACACAUUCACACCAAAACCAUCAACACUUUGGGGGAAACUUUGGAUCUGAACCUGGGUCCUCCUGUUUGCACAGCGGAAGGAUGAUGGGUUAUAACAGCAGUAUGGGGCUCCAGCAAAGAUUCACAGAGGGUUUUGACCCACUCUCUGAGGGUCAGUCAGCAGAUGGCUUCUCUCAGCAGCAGCAGCAGCAAAGGACAGGCUCCAUGCCUGAGUUUCAGCACCAUGGACCCCCCAGUGGAAAUCACCCUGUCCCUGCCCCAUGCCUCCCCUUGGACCAGUCACCUAAUCGUGCUGCCUCAUUUCAUGGGCUGUCUUCUUCAUCCUCUUCGUCAGAAAGUCACAAUCUGGAGUCCAGACGAAUGCCCCCACCCGGUGGUGUUGAAGGACUGGACUACAACUAUUCUAAUGAGCCCUCAUCUGGGCAUUUUGAAGUGUCUGUGUACUCCCCCUCUGAGUCUGAUUCUCAGCUUUCUCAUUUCAGGCCUGGCCGUCAGGUGCCAGGGUCCAGUUUUCCUGGAAACCCAGGGUUGUCUCGAGCUCCUGGAAUGCAAGGCAUCUCUAAAGAACAUCCCCAUGCCCCACCUCAACCACAGCAGCCCUCAGCCCAGCACAGUGUGUUCUUUGAACGUUUUGGGGGUGGACACAAAAUACCAGUGGGGAUAGAGCCUGGUGCCAGGCAUCCUCUCAUGCAGCAGCAGCAGCCAAGCUUGAUUGGCCGACAGAACACUUGCCCACCAUCUCUCACACAGCCCCCACAAUCAGAGCCGGGUUCUGCAAAUGCUGGUAUGCAUGAGGGUGGCGUCAUGAUGCCUGGCCAGCAUACACAGUUUGAAUACCCUAUUCACAGACCGGAGAACAGACGGAUGCAUAGCUAUGGUGACCCCAUGUUCAACAUGCAGCAGCAGCCACCCCCUCCUCCACAGCCUUCUAAUCAGAGACUGCAACACUUUGAGUCUCCUUAUGUAAAUAUGGCUAAGAGGCCCAGGUUUGAUUUUCCUAAUGCCACUCAUGCCGAGGAGAGUUGCGGAAGUUGGAACAGUGGAAUGCAUAACCCACCUGGCAUGGAGAAUCAUCUCUCUCCUGCAGCCUAUUCUGGCCUGCCUGGUGAGUUCAACCCCCCUGUGACAGAUGGCUUUACAUCAGGCCCAUCGCUGCAGCUUACAGGGCCUGAGCAGCAGUCAAUGCAGCAGCAACAAAAUGCAGCCAUGAUGAUCAAGCAAAUGGCCUCUCGAAGUCAGCAGCAGAGGAUUAGACAGCCUAGUCUGCAGCAGCUGGGUCAUCAUGGUGAUGUUCCUCAAGGGCCCCUGGGGCAUGGGGGCCCAGUGGGAGGCAUGCCUCAGUCGAAUUUCGAGAGAGAAAAUGGUGGGAGGAUGGUGAACUUUGAUGGACGGAAUCCACACAUGACUCUGGAGAGUGGGUGGUUUCCUGGGACACAUCCACCUGGCGAAGUGCUGGGCCAUCGCAUGGGUGCAGGUGGAGAGGUUGAAGCCCAUGAAAUGCAGCAAAAUGGCCCUGGUGUGAUGUUCAGGGCUGGUGUGAAUGGAAUGGGCAUGCAGGAGCCAAUGAGGAUACCAGGGGAGGGCCAUGUGCAGCCCUUACUUUCACCUAACAUCCACUCACAAUUCAGCAGUGGCAUGGGGAACCUGUCACAGAUGCAGUCUCCCAGUACAGGUGUAGGAUUGCCCAACACACCAUCAGAAAGGCGUCCCACUGACUUUUCAGGACCAUCCAUGAGUGGGCCAUCCUCUUUUCCCUACGGGGGCUCUAAUCGACAGGGAGCCUCUAUCAGUAACUCUCAAGGGGUGAGCACCUCACCAGGGAGUUUUACAUCCCAAUCAGACUUUCCCACUAGCCAGCGUUCCUCUGUCAGCAAACUUGGGGGACUCUCCUUGGGGAAUUUUAGCAAAACGAGCGGCAAGGACACUGCUUUUGGACAGAGCUGCCUGGCAGCCCUCUCUACUGCCUGUCAGAACAUGAUUGCCAGCCUGGCGGCCCCUAACCUCAAUGUGACAUUCAAUAAAAAGACUCAGGGAGAGGGGAAACGAAAGCUGAGUCAGACAGAACAGGACCUGAAUAACAGUGUGGUUAAUGGCACAGGGAAUACUGGGACUGAAUAUUUCUCGAGCAUUACUGCCCCCCAAAGUGGGCAAAUGCCUCCUUCUGGAAAUAGCAACACUAAGCCACCAGGUCAAAAUCAGACAGUGCAGGGGGAAGCCAGCACCCUCUCCCCAAAUUACAGCAUGGACACUACCCCUUGUAAUGAGGGGAAGGCAGCAACAGGGAUUGGGAGAGGGAGAGGGAGGAGAAAAAGAGACAGUGGCCAUGUGAGUCCUGGGAUAUUUUUCCCCUCCGACAACAGUAACCCUGUUGUAAGUCCUGGCCAGCAGGUGACCUCAGCAGCCAGUGUGGGGGGGAGGAGUACAGGCACACCUAAAGAGAAGCCCCACACCUCUCCCUCAUGGGGGAAAGGGGGUGACCUGCUGCUGGGAGAUCAGGCUGACCUUAUCUCAUCUCUCGACAGCGCCAUCCAGAGCAUAUCAAAAUCUGAAGUCUGUUCACCUCGCAUGGAUUUUACAGAUGAUGUGAGCACACAUUAUAGCAAUGAGGAUGAGGUUUCAUCGAGCUCGGAUGCUCCAACCUCUGUGAAGGCUGGCUGCAGCCCUUUGUUAGGCUCGCCCAACUUGCAGAGAGACAAUGGACUAUUAGGAGGGCAGAAAGGGCAAGGCAUGGGCCUCUCCAACCACACUACCUCAACAUUGGAUGGCUUUGGAGGAGUGGGCCAUCCGGGCACGCCGGGCAUGGAGCAGGUCCGAACACCCUCUAGCACCUCUGGCCCUGAUGAAAUCCACCCGCUAGAAAUAUUGCAGGCUCAGAUUCAGCUUCAACGGCAGCAGUUCAGCAUUUCAGAGGAACAGCCUUUAGGUGUAAAAAAUAACAAAAUAAGUAGUGACUGCAGUGGUCAAAAUGGAGAUGGAGAGCUUGCUAACUGUAGCCCGGAUGCCGGGAAGGGCUCUGUGGACACUAUUGAUCUGGACACACUCAUGGCUGAGCAGCAUGCCACCUGGUAUGUGCCCAGUGAUAAGUCUCUGCUUGAGGAUUCAGAGGAGGAGAAGUCUGUGUGGGAAAAAAAUAAAUUCCAGGGAGCCGUCAAAGAAGAAGCAGACGUCUCUCCGAGUAAGAGCACCGGAGGACCGGGUUCCUCUGGAGGCGUGGGUUCUCAUCUCCAGCGUCUGUCAGUGCACUGCACAGAUGAACUCGAGGAGUCGAAGGGAUCCGCUCCGUCCUGGCGUUCCCUUCACUCGGACAUCUCCAACCGAUUCGGGACCUUCGUAGCUGCGCUGACCUGAAGAAGACGGAGGGAAAAUCACCGCUGAGAAAACGGAAACAAGACUUCCUGUUUUAGCCAGAUAAAUCAGUGUGUCUUUGUCAGGAAAAGUGUGCCCUUUUUUGUGUAGAAAAGACUGAAAACAUGAGGAUGUUGGUGUAGGACGGUGUAUAAAGGGUGAACCAGUGCUGAUGCCGUUUUAAAAUCCACCCGUCUAUUUUCCUUUUGAUGUCUAUGCUUUUCUUUUCAUCCAGUUUUGUGUUUCCUGUGCUUCUCAUAGCCUCUUCUUUGCCCUCUCUGGGGGUUCAUUUUUUCCAUCUUUGAAUUAACGAUUGUUCCUUCAUCUUAUUAAAUGGCCCUUGUUCUGUGUAGGGUCCAGAGUCUCUGGCUGACCCUCGAGUGCACAUGCCAGACCUCAGGGCAGGUAAUUCUGUUGUCAUCAGGGGACACAAGAGCUGCUGCUUCUCAGAGUCCAGUCCUUUCAGACCCUGCUUCACAGAAACAGUGAUGUGCCGUGUCUCUCCAAGCCUCCCCCAGCCCUUCUCUCACGUUACUCUGAUGAAGUCUAUCGGCUUCACAGCGUUUUCCAUAUUUAGCUCAUCAGAUGCUUCAACACUGGUUUGUUAGAAACACACAGCUGAGAGGAAACCAUUUGAUGUUAAGUGGAUAACAAAUAGAAACCAGAAUAUUGGUAUUGCACAUGUAAUUUUUUAAGCAAUCUUAUACUCUUUAGAAAAAAGCUUCAGUCGACCUUAAAUACUCGACAGAGGUCUUAAUGGCAAUGUGAAGAUUUACAGAAGUCUUUGUUUCUUUUCAUUUUUUUAAGUAAUGUGUAAAGUGCAGUUGUCUGUUUUCCUUCAUAUUGUAUAUAUAUGCAUAUGUUUUAUUGAGUAAAAUAACAAUAAAUAUGAUGUCAAUGGUGA
Carassius auratus (goldfish) is the source of this 5618-nucleotide messenger RNA. RefSeq names its product meningioma 1b (gene mn1b). The record is from RefSeq and is a predicted model, not a curated record. Gene Ontology annotation, biological process: regulation of DNA-templated transcription. Bases 1034 to 4717 code for a protein of 1227 amino acids. The transcript has 2 exons. NCBI's taxonomy places the organism in Eukaryota, Metazoa, Chordata, Actinopteri, Cypriniformes, Cyprinidae.